Darwinula stevensoni is the source of this 1878-nucleotide messenger RNA. Lineage: Eukaryota; Metazoa; Arthropoda; Ostracoda; Podocopida; Darwinulidae. The record is from the annotation of a GenBank genome assembly.
AUGCAGGAGGCAAUCCUGAGCAGUCUGAGAGCCAAGCAGACUCUGGUAUUGACAGGAGACACAGGAUGUGGGAAAAGUACUCAGGUUCCACAAUUCAUUUUGGAUGAGGCCGUAGUUCAAGGCAGAGGAGGGGAAUGCAACAUCAUUGUCACUGAACCUAGAAGACUGAAUGCAAUUUCAUUGGCAAAGACUGUUGCAAAGGCUAGAGAAGAACUGGUUGGGCAAAGUGUUGGCUAUCAAGUGCGCCUUGUUGGAGAGAUCUGUGAAGAACCUGGAGCUAUACUAUACUGCACUUCUGGAGUGCUUCUUAAGAAACUUUUGAGUAAUCCCACCUUGGAGGGAGUGAGUCAUGUUAUAGUUGAUGAGGCUCAUGAGCGUGACCUAUUCACGGACACACUGAUGGUGUUCCUAAAACAUGCUUUGACCUUGAACCCCUCUCUCCAUGUGAUUGUCAUGAGUGCAUCAAUGAACAGCUCCUUAUUUGCAGAAUAUUUUAAUGCACCUCAGAUUCAUGUUAAUGGAAGUCUUUUCCCAGUGAAACAAUAUUUCCUGCCAGACCUGUUGAAUCAUCUUGCUAUUUGGAGUGAUAAUGCAGAGAAGGUCAUACAGAACUCUCAAUUAGACAGACCCCAGUUCCCUGGGGACUUAGUGCGUGAUGUCAUUAUGGCAAUUCACAGGGAGAAGCCAUCAGGUGCAAUCCUAUGCUUUCUCCCUGGCUGGCAAGAAAUACUAUGGGUCGCUGAAGAAUUGGAGAGAUGCAUGGCUCAAGAAAACUGCCAGAAUUAUAUUAUAGUGGAGGCUCAUUCAAGGUUGUCACCAGCACAGCAGGAACGAGUGUUUGAUAUCCCCCCUGAAGGAAUUCGGAAGAUAAUCCUUGCAACCAAUGUUGCAGAAACUAGUAUCACCAUCAGUGAUGUUGUAUAUGUCGUGGAUGCUGGCAUUCAGAAAGACAAACGGUAUAACCCACACAACGGAGUGGAGGAAUUCAAUUCCUUCUGGAUAUCACAAGGGAAUGUAGAGCAGAGGAAAGGCCGAGCUGGUCGGAUCCAACCUGGAGAGAGUUUCCAUCUGUACGUGAAAGCACGUUUUGAUUGCUUCGAGAAAUUUCCUAUUCCAGAAAUCCUCAAGGCACCCCUAGAUUCAGUCCUCCUUGACGUCAAGAAUAUGAUUGGAGAAUCAGUGCCACUGAGAGAGUUCUUUGCUAGUGCAUUGGAGGCUCCACCACAGGCUUCUCUUGAAAGAUCCAUCUCAGAGAUGAAAGAUGAUGGCUUCCUGAAUGAAGAUGAAACACUGACUUCACUUGGUUGCAAAGCAGCCAAGCUUCCCUUGCUGCCUAAAAUUGCCAAGGCUGUCUUAUAUGGAGUGAUGCUGAACUAUAUGGACAAUCAGUCCCUUUUCAAAAUUGCCUUCAAAACUGCACAUAGUUUUAUCCUUGGAUUGAACCAGCAGUAUGAUAUCAUAGGUGUUAUGGCAAGCACUGAGGAAUAUUUGGAAAUGGAAGGUCUCAUAGAAGGUCCUUUGGAUUCUAUGUCAAAUGAAAACACUUUUGCUCAUUGCUAUGAAGAUCUUGUGAAGGGUGCUCUGUUAGCUGGCCUUGGACCAGCUCAUCUAGUCUCAAUGAAACGUGGUGUGAAGAGGAAGGGUAGGAUCAUGCUGCAGGAACCAUCACUCAGGAAAGGGAAUAUGAGAGUCCAGUGUCAUUCAGAAGUGCUGAUUGACGAGAGUGAACUCCAGGAUCCCUUCAUCCUUACUUUUGCACUGGAACAGUCAAAAGAGAGGGGAAGAAAUGUUCUUUUGCUUCGCAAUGCUUCACCCAUAACUACACUUCUCUACGUGUUGUUCUCAGGGAAACGCCUCAUCAUGGAAGAGGCUAGGUGA